This is a messenger RNA of Brassica napus (rape), 1081 nucleotides long. RefSeq lists its product as uncharacterized. Gene Ontology annotation, molecular function: chromatin binding. Gene Ontology annotation, cellular component: nucleus. The transcript is spliced from 3 exons. NCBI's taxonomy places the organism in Eukaryota, Viridiplantae, Streptophyta, Magnoliopsida, Brassicales, Brassicaceae. The record is from RefSeq and is a predicted model, not a curated record. Gene Ontology annotation, biological process: mitotic G2 DNA damage checkpoint signaling. Bases 61 to 825 code for a protein of 254 amino acids.
AAUACAUUUUAAAACCAAAAAUCAAAAUCCCUAGAGAGCAGAAGAAGAAGAAGAAGGAAAAUGUCGAGUAUUCUUUUCCUCGCUCUACAAUGUUGCGAAUGCUCAACGAUGCAGGUGAAGCAGAAGAAGAAAAGCAGCAACAACUGGGUCUGUGUCAUCUGCAAUCAGAAACAAUCCGUGCGGAAAGUGUUCGCUCAGGGCUACAAGGCCAAGGACCUUCGUCUCUUCGUACAGUCCUUCAACAUGUCUCGUAAAGUCGCCGACGAGGAGAAGCAGGAGGUCGCAGAUACGUUCUCGGAGGUUGAAGACGAUGAGGAGGCUGAGGAGAUUCGAGGUAAGAAGCGAUCUGGCUGGAGUGAAUAUCUCGAUUCCGAUCCACCUAAUGAACGGUGUAGAUUAACUGUAGAGGAACACGGCGAAGAAGAAGAAGAUCUGAAGAUUGUGACUGAGAUGCCUAAGGACAUGUUUAAAAGGCCCAAGCUGAACAACUACUCUAAGGCUGGUGGUGGAUCAUUAUCAGGUAAAAGAGACGAAGGUGGCCUCUCCCAGCCCUCCUUCUCCAGACGCAGCAUCAAAUGUCCAGAUCUUCGUUCAGAUGAUGUGAUGAAGAGGAACAAGGAUACAGAGCAAAGAAAUUUCAAACCAGAAAGAGUUACUAAGCCAACGUCGAAAUGGGACGCUUACUUGAUAGAUGACGAGGGAGAACACCAAGCAGCAAGAGGAGCUUUGAAGGAUGAUAGUGUUGGAGAAUGGGACAGAGGUGUUACGGAUGCAAGUUCAGAGUACCAGGUUGUAGAUGAUGAGGUACAUCCCGAUUUCAUGUAGAUUAGAGACAGUAUUAUGUUUAAGGACAAGGAGGUUGCAGAUUAGAGAAAAAGACUUGCUUGAGUUAAAUCAUUAGAUAAAGACUCAAAAAACAAGAACUACAUAAAGGUGCUAAAGAGUAGAAGUCUCAAAAGAAAAGAAACGAUAAGAGUUGAACUCAUAAACAAACUAAAGUUGCAAAAGAGAGAUUAAAGAGUUCCUAAAAGUUUUUUUGAAGUCUAAUAAAGCCAGAAUAAAUAAUGUCUUGAGUAAAUAA